This is a messenger RNA of Chlorella variabilis, 1284 nucleotides long. RefSeq lists its product as hypothetical. The record is from RefSeq and is a predicted model, not a curated record. Gene Ontology annotation, cellular component: cytoplasm. The transcript has 6 exons. Bases 1 to 1284 code for a protein of 427 amino acids. Gene Ontology annotation, molecular function: protein binding. Lineage: Eukaryota; Viridiplantae; Chlorophyta; Trebouxiophyceae; Chlorellales; Chlorellaceae.
AUGACUCGCAUCACCCAGGCCCUGCUGGUCAAGCGGGCGGAGCACAAUGACGGCAUCCUGCGCACGCUGGAGGAGAUUGCCCUGCACGCCCAGGGCAUCGAGCGGAUAGAGCUGCUCAACCAGUGCUGUCGGCACCUGCGCAUCCUGUAUCUCCAAAACAACAUCAUCCCCAAGAUAGAGCAGCUGCACAGGCUCAAGGAGCUGGAGCAGCUGAACCUGGCGCUGAACAACAUCCGCCGGGUGCAGAACCUGCAGCGCUGCGAGUCGCUGCAGCGCCUGGACCUCACCGCCAACUUUGUGGACAAGGCGGGCCUGCUCAGCCUGAGCAGUCUGCGGGAGAAUGAGCGGCUGCAGGAGCUGAGCCUGCUGGGCAACCCGUGCACCAAGUGGCCGGGGUACCGCGCAUAUGUGGUGGGCACGCUGCCCAGGCUGCAGAGCCUGGAUGGAGAGCAGGUGCUGCCCUCGGAGCGCAUCGCCGCGGCGCAGCAGCUGCCGGCGCUGGAGGCUCGCCUGCGCGCCGAGCUGCUGGCAGAGGGAGUGGACCCAGAACAGGCGGCGCAGGUGGAGGACGACAGCCUGCUGGAUGCGCAGCACAUCCCCGAGACGGGGGUGGUGGGGCAGGAUGGGCAGCUGCGGCGCCCCUGGUGCCCCGCCACCCGCGUGCUGGAGCAGCGGGAGGCGGAGGCGCAGGCGCGGGCGGCGGAGGAGGCGCGGCAGGCGGACAGGGCGAGGUCGGCGGGGCUGUUUGGGGAGCCGCAGGCGGAGCCGCCGCUGCGGGAGCGGCUGCCCGAGAUUGUGGAGGGGCAGCCGGUGUACCAGAAGAACGAGGGCAAGUGGGAGUACCGUCUGGAGGAGGGGUCCGGCGGGUCCUGCCUGGAUCUGGAUGUGGCGCUGGGCCGCUACCUGGACACCUCUGCCAUCCAGGCAGACGUGCAGCCUGGGUAUGUGCAGCUGCUGGCCAAGGGCCGCCUGCUGCAGCUGGAGCUGCCCGCAGAGGUGCGGCCCGACGCCGCCGUGGCGCGCCGCUCCAAGACCACCGGCAACCUGCUGAUCACCAUGCCGCUGGCGGACGCACAGGGGUGCCUGCGCCCCGCGGCGGCGGCCGCCGGCCCGGCGGCAGAGGCUGGCGUCGAGAAUGCGGCCGGGGCGUGCAACCGGCCGGGGCGUGGCAGAGGCGGCGGCAAUGGCAAGGCAGCAGCUGCCGAGGCGGAGCUGCCUGCGGCGGUGCUGAGCGCGGUGGAGGGCGAGGGGGAUGACUGCCAAGACAGCCUGCCGCCGCUGUGA